CAAUAAAGCGAGAUAGCGGACCAUGGGGAGCUAAGGGGGAAACUUUUCGAUACUGACAUGUUAGCGUUAUGACUUUUGACUAACACUUCACUGGGGCCAGGCUCCGGGUGUGAAGGGGGCUCUUUUUUCGGGAACACACAUACAAUAAGAAGGGAGAAGUCGACUCCUCGAAGAAGACAAGAUUGAAAGUAUCAGCGGUGGAAAAGUGGAGUUGAGCCUUUUUGCGUUGAAGAUGAGCUUAUUGUCUGCCAUCGACACGAGCGCCUCCGUGUACCAGCCUGCGCAGCUCCUCAACUGGGUCUAUCUCUCCUUGCAAGACCCCCACCACCAGACCAGCGCCUUCGACGCCUUCAGACCCGAACCCAACUCUUCCCACCCGGAUCUCAACUACAGCAAGAGUCCCGCCUCGGCCGACUUGAGCUCGUCUCUCAACUCCAACUAUCUCAACAACUUCUUUCAGCUGCAACGGAACGAGGCCUUAAACAACAACCUAUACAAGAAUGUAUCGCCCUAUGGCUCCCUCAAUAACAUCGUGGACGGACUCAACUCCCUGACGGACCACUUCUCAGACCUUUCCCUGUCAUCAGAACCAAGAAAGCCCAACAAGAGACCACCGCCCAAUUACUUGUGCCACCUGUGCUUCAACAAGGGCCACUACAUCAAAGACUGCCCUCAGGCUCGUCCAAAAGGGGAAGGCCUGACCCCCUACCAGGGCAAGAAGAGAUGCUUUGGCGAGUACAAGUGUCCCAAGUGUAAGAGGAAGUGGAUGAGCGGCAACUCGUGGGCCAACAUGGGACAAGAGUGUAUCAAGUGCCACAUCAACGUCUAUCCACACAAGCAGCGCCCGCUGGAGAAACCGGACGGCCUGGACGUAUCCGACCAGAGUAAAGAGCACCCCCAACACCUGUGUGAGAAAUGUAAAGUUCUGGGUUACUACUGCCGCCGUGUGCAAUAAACGCUGACGUCCGAGAGAGAGCUUAACGAGUCAUCCGAGCUCCGUCAUGGGGAAUCCUCCCGACGUCCGGCAGCGAAAGAAGCGGAGGAGGACGUUUGUGCAGGAAAGCCCACCCGUGCAUCCUCUCAUUCGGCUCAUGUUCCAGUCAUACGUUACCUCACUUUGGGGUUUGUCACCUUCAGUGUUUACAAAGUUCCGCCUUCCUUUUCCCUGCCAAGUGAAGUGUGUGGUCGCCACACACGCCAUCGCCGCAUUUAGGGUCAACAGCACAUCUUUAUUCUUAUUAACUGUGAAUGAACUGAGGGAUAACGUGCCGCUCGUCCCCAAGCUUACAUUUGGCCUAUUUAUUUUUCUUGUCUCGUGUGCAAUGUGAGUAUGACAUAAAGAAAUAGAUAUGUAUAUUUUUUGUAUGUUUGUAUGCCGCCUUGUUGCUUCCACGUGUCUUUAGAAACUACUGUAGGCUCAGUCGCUAGUUCCUCUUCAAGUAUUUUGUUUCAGCAAUCCCCGUCCGUGCAGUUUUUUUAUGUAAAAAAUGUAUCACUCGUGGGGUUACUAUUAUGCAAAGAUGAAUAUAUGUGACGUUUGAGAGAGGUUCAGGAAGGUGUAGCUCAUGCUCCAAUAGUUAAAGGAAAAUACUGAAGGUUUCACUGUGUCGGUGCAGCAGCGGGUUGUGUUUUUAAACGUGCAGAAGGCGAAGAAGGUUGGCUGAAAUGCAGCAAUUUAAAGAAUGGUCACGUUAGGAAAAGAAGAGUUAUGUACAGUGAUGGAGGCAUACUGAUCAUGAAGGAAUAUUAGGGACAUACUUCAUAGGAAAAAAACUAAAAAGAGUCCAAUUAUGAGGCAAAAGUUGUAAAAAUACAAACGAAAAUUGACAAUAAAGUCAUAAUGACGCAGGAAUAAAGUCGUAAUAUUUGGAAAAUUAAAUCUUUUUUUUAGAAGAUAAAUCUUCUGGGGGAAAAUAUUGCAUACGACGCAGUGUUAGGUCCACAUUGGAAAAAAAGUAAGCUUUCGAGAAUAAAGUCAUAAAUUUACGAGAAUAAAACAAAUUUAUGACAAAAAAAUUGUAAUAUUACGAGAAUAAAGUUGGUAAUUUACAAGAAUAAAGUCGGACAUUUACGAGAAUAAAGUCGUACAUUUACGAGAAAAAAAGUCGUAAUAUUACGACAAUAAAGUCGGAAAUUUACGAGAAUAAAGUCAUACAUUUACGAGAAAAAUAGCCGUAAUUAUACGAGAAUAAAGUUGAACAUUUAUGAAGAAAAAAGUUGUAAUAUUACGAGAAUAAAGUCAUAAAUUUAUGAGAAUAAAGUCGGAAAUUUACAAGAAUAAAGUCAGACAUUUAUGAAGAAAAAAGUUGUAAUAUUACAAGAAUAAAGUCGGAAAUUUACAAGAAUAAAGUCAUGAAUUUAUGACAAAAAGUCAUAAUAUUACGAGAAUAAAGUCGGAAAUCUACAAGAAUAAAGUUGGACAUUUACGAGAAUAAAGUCGUACAUUUACGAGAAAAAAAGUCAUAAUAUUACGAGAAUAAAGUCGGAAAUUUACGAGAAUAAAGUCAAACAUUUAUGAGAAAAAUAGCCGUAAUUUUACGAGAAUAAAGUCGAACAUUUAUGAGGAAAAAAGUUGUAAUAUUAUGAGAAUAAAGUCGGAAAUUUACGAGAAUAAAGUCAUAAAUUUUUGAAAAAAAAAUCGUAAUAUUACGAGAAUAAAGUUGGAAAUUUACAAGAAUAAAGUCGGACAUUUAUGAGGAAAAAAGUUGUAGUAUUACGAGAAUAAAGUUGUAAAUUCACGAGAAUAAAGUUGUACAUUUACGAGACAAAAAGUCGUAAUAUUACGAGAAUAAAGUUGGAAAUUUACAAGAAUAAAGUCAUAAAUUCAUGAGAAUAAAGUCAUGAAUUUAUGACAGAAAGUCGUAAUAUUACGAGAAUAAAGUCGUACAUUUACGAGAAAAAAAGUCAUAAUAUUACGAAGUCGGAAAUUUACGAGAAUAAAGUCAAAUAUUUACAAGAAAAAUAGCUGUAAUUUUACGAGAAUAAAGUCGAACAUUUAUGAGGAAAAAAGUUGUAAUAUUAUGACAAUAAAUUCAGAAAUUUACGAGAAUAAAACCAGAAAUUUACGAGAAAAAAAUCAUAAUAUUACGAGAAUAAAGUUGGAAAUUUACAAGAAUAAAGUCGGACAUUUAUGAGGAAAAAAGUUGUAGUAUUACGAGAAUAAAGUCGUAAAUUCACGAGAAUAAAGUUGUACAUUUACGAGACAAAAAGUCGUAAUAUUACGAGAAUAAAGUUGGAAAUUUACAAGAAUAAAGUUGGACAUUUACGAGAAUAAAGUCGUACAUUUACGAGAAAAAAAGUCAUAAUAUUACGAGAAUAAAGUCGGAAAUUUACGAGAAUAAAGUCAAACAUUUAUGAGAAAAAUAGCCGUAAUUUUACGAGAAUAAAGUCGAACAUUUAUGAGGAAAAAAGUUGUAAUAUUAUGACAAUAAAUUCAGAAAUUUACGAGAAUAAAACCAGAAAUUUACGAGAAAAAAAUCAUAAUAUUACGAGAAUAAAGUUGGAAAUUUACAAGAAUAAAGUCGGACAUUUAUGAGGAAAAAAGUUGUAGUAUUACGAGAAUAAAGUCGUAAAUUCACGAGAAUAAAGUUGUACAUUUACGAGACAAAAAGUCGUAAUAUUACGAGAAUAAAGUUGGAAAUUUACAAGAAUAAAGUCAUAAAUUCAUGACAAUAAAGUCAUGAAUUUAUGACAGAAAGUCGUAAUAUUACGAGAAUAAAGUCGUACAUUUACGAGAAAAAAAGUCAUAAUAUUACGAAGUCGGAAAUUUACGAGAAUAAAGUCAAAUAUUUACAAGAAAAAUAGCUGUAAUUUUACGAGAAUAAAGUCGAACAUUUAUGAGGAAAAAAGUUGUAAUAUUAUGACAAUAAAUUCAGAAAUUUACGAGAAUAAAACCAGAAAUUUACGAGAAAAAAAUCAUAAUAUUACGAGAAUAAAGUUGGAAAUUUACAAGAAUAAAGUCGGACAUUUACGAGAAAAAAACUUGUAAUAUUAUGAGAAUAAAGUCGUAAAUUUACAAGAAUAAAGUCAUAAAUUUACGUGAAAAAUAGCUGUAAUAUUGCAAGGAUAAAGUCGGACAUUUAUGAGGAAAAAAAUUGUAAUAUUACGAAAAUAAAUUCAGAAAUUUACGAGAAUAAACUCAUACAUUUACGAGUAAAACAAGUUGUAAUAUUACGAGAAGUCGGAAAUUUGCGAGAAUAAGGUCGUAGAUUUUCCAGAAAGUCGGAAAUUUACCCGAUUAAAGUGGUAAUGUUACGUGUCAUUAGUGAUGGAAAUUUCGGGUCUUUUUAGAGAGUCGAUUCUUUUGGCCUGGCUCACUACUCACUUUCGUCUCCCAAGUGGCUCCUCUGAUUUUUUUUGUGGUCUUCAAUUUAUUUUAUUCCCACAUUAUGUGUAUUGUGUAAAGUGAAUGACUAAUGUAAAUGAUAUCUAAUGUUUAUUAUUGAAAUAGAUUGAUUUAAACCUCGAUGAGCAGCUACACAAAUAUAUUAUAAUGUUAUGUUGGAAAGAAAAUACAAGAACAGCGACCCAUCAAAAUACAGCAGGUCAAAUCUUUUCAUGCAAAUUUCUCACGAGCGAAUCAGCUCUAAGAGCACCACAGCGUGUGUUUAACCCCGCCCCUGCCCCUGCUCCUGCUCAGUGCGGCCACAGAGACGCCGCCACACAUCUUGACCAAUGACAUUGGCCUUUAACAGAUGCCAGAGGCCAACGGUCACAUCAGCCCCCCCUUUUCAUAGCUGUCUCAGGCAAUGCCUGGAACAUAAACUUACCAGUUGGUUCUCGUAAAUUUAUGACUUUAUUCUCGAAAUCUCAGAUUUGUUUUCAAUGUGGCCCUAAUACACCAUCAUAAUUGCAAGAAUAAAGUCAUAAAAAUAUAAAAAGUAUGAAGUUAUAAUUUUACAAAAAGGGGAAUUAAGAGAAUAAAGUUUUUUGUUGUUGUUUUUUAUUUAGUAAGCAGAGUCAACAACUAAAUUACUCUUUAAUAUUCUUUUCUCUCUUACAUAAAUAUUUUGACUUUUUUGUGAAAUUCAGCCUUUUUGUGGCGUUUUUCCUCCUGUCCUUCCAAUUUGACUCUCGUAAUACUACUACGUUUUUCAUUUGACCUUUGUUUUUCCCGUAACUGUGACUUUUAUCCUAAUAAUACGGUGCAUCCCUGCACAGUCGCCAAUCAACAUCUACAGCUGCGCAGAAUUUGGGUUAAAAAAAAAUGUAUUCAUUUUUUCCCUCCAAAAAUAGACGGUUUCUUCCGCUGAAAACACAUCUCAUUCACCCUAAGCCGGUAAUAGUUUAUAAAUAUGUGAUAAUACAGUUCAAUUUAUGUCUUAUGUUUCAAUGAUAAUGUUGCGUUUUUCACACUUUGUUGGGCGGUCCUUGAACACACCACGGUUUCUGUGAGGCACUAAAGUGAAACUCAUAAAUUGCAGCUUGUCCACUUAUGGUGAGUGUCUAUAUUUUCUACUUGAAACGUGUUGUAAUAAGUGUGUGAGGCAUAUUUAGGGCUUAAACAUGGAUUGUGUCACGAGGGAACAACGGCGAUUGAAGAGAGAAGGGGAGGGUUCUGGAGUUGAAUCAAAUCUAAUAAUUACUACAGCCACUUUUACUGCAAAUGUUGACGGGAAAUCAGAGGGGAACGUCUACAUCAAGCUAGCAGGAGGGUUUGUGUGGAAAAGCAGACGUAAUUACUCGUGUUUUCUUGCCAUUCGCUGGUGGUCCUGGAGUGUAAUCCCCACGAAAAGUGGGGCUCUACUGUACACCACUCUAAUCGUCAAACUCCCAUAAGAUACUGUAUAUAUUUUUCCUAGUCUUUAUUCUGGUCAGUUUUUGCCUUUUUUUGCGUAAUUCUAUGACUUCAGUCAUUAAGUACCGGUAGUAUUAUUUUCUUUUAGGCGUGGCCUUAAUACUCUGAGGAUUUAUGGAACGUGAUGUGGUUGUUUUUUGUUUUGUUUCAUAUCGUCUACUCUACGUGCAUCAUCGUGUCAACCAAAUAGACAAUAUACAAACACACAGUAUAUAUAUGCAAUUUCUACCUGCCUUAGGAUCGUUGUCAUAGGAACUAUUUUCACAUGCCAGUCAACUAUUUUUCUAUUGUAAUAUAUUCUAUGUGCCUUUGGAUGCGCUCACAGAUGAAGGAAAAAGGAGGGGAGUUUGAUAAUGGUCCCUCUCAACUGUGGCAAAUGUUUUAGUUUGUUUGUGUGUGACGUACAAAAAAAAAGUAUCAUUUAUAGCCUGACGUUAAGGUCCAUCCUUAAAGUAGCUGUGUUUUGUGCUCUAGGGCUCCCCCUGCAGUUAGCAAAUGCAAUUUAAUGACCGCAUUAAAAGCCAAUGCUAAUGAACGUCCAGGCAAAACACUACUACAGUAAUCCCUCGCCUCUUAGCGCUUCCAAUGUCAUGGCUUCACUCGAUCAUGGUUUUUCUAAACUACAAUGAUAAAUCAUCGCUGUUUUAUGCUUGAAUACAGUCAAAAAGAUCCAUAUUUAAGUCAAUUUGACCUUGUUUUUGCUAUAAUUAAGCACAAAAAUAGCUAAAUGAAGUAAAAUACAAAUUGAAGGCAUUUAGAAGACGCACUCAAAGACGUUGUGAUAUGUAGUCUUCUACACUGGCCACUAGGUGUCAGUGAUGUGAUCGAUGAUAUAAUAGCCACGGCAGGAAGUACUGUACUAACAGGAAGCAAAAAAAAAUUAACAGGAAGCAAAAAAAAAAAAAAAGGAGGAACUCUCCCAAUGCUAACGUGUGAGUCUAUAUUGUGUCUAAUUUUCUCUUAUCAUGUCGACUAUAUCGGGUAAUAGAAGUGCAAAGGUGACUAUAGGGUUGUUAUUUUGUGUCUAGAGGGCUCUAAUGAUUUUUAUGGUCUAACUUCAAAAAUAAUCCAUCUAUAAAUAAGGAAUCCUACUUUUCACUGUUCACAGUCGGGUCAGGAACCAAUUACUGCGAUAAACGAGGGAUUACUGUACAACUGGGGGAGCUAAUAUUAUUAUUAUAGUUCUUAUCACAUUCAAGCUGGUUGUAGACGCCCACCAUGUAUCCCACCAGCCAUGCUACAUUUGUUUAUGAAAAAUGAUGUGCAUAAUGUAUAUAUAUGGUGAAAAAAAGUUGCCAAACGGCGCAUUGAGAAGAAAAAAGGUUUCAAUACUCUAAACCGGGGGUGACCAAAGUGCGGCCCAGGGGCCAUUUUUAGCCCACUGCGUUUUUUUUUUGGCCCUCGGCAUAGUCUAAAAAUAAAACAAAAUAACACAUUUGGAUAGGUCACACUGACUUAUAUUGGAUUGUUUUUUGCAUUUUGAAUGCACAAAAUGUAUCAAAGUGCCCCCCCCCCCGCAUUAUUUUUGGACACCCCCGGUCUUAAGCACAGGCAGCAAUGGUGACGCCUGCAUUUCCCCACAAUGCAACUUGAUGGGAUGAUUGGGAACAACCCACUCGAUUGUUUCUUUUUCGUCAUGUUCGUGUUGUGUGCCAGCGAUGCCUUUGCUGUUUUUAACCUAACCAAUUUUGGGCCUCAUUGACAUCCUUGCAGAACACACAAAGCCGCCUGGCGACCGUGUCAACGGCACGUUUGUAGCAACUGAAGGCCGUUCGUGUACCUUUUUUGGGGUCUUGAAUUACAUAUACUUGACUUUUCUACUAGCUGUGUAUUUUGCAAAAAAGACAAGUACAUUUACAAAAGAAUGACUGUUUGUGUAUAUAUUUGAUAGCCAUCAUUUCAAAAAAGAUAUUAGCUGCGUUAUGCAAUAUUAUAAAGCUUGUGUGUGAAGAAGGGCUUAUUCCUGAGAAAUAAACCUAGUUGGGAGUUUCUUAUAACUUUGUUUUACAAUAAUCUGAAGGAUUAUCCUUGCAGGAGUAUUUAUGUAUUUUUUUUUUACAAUUAUUAUUUUUUGUAUAGAAUAUGCAACAACUACAAAGAAAAUAUUGAUGUAGAAUAUCAUGAAGGAAAAAAAGCUGGUACAUAAUUUGUCAGUUGUAAGCCAUUGUAUUGUUUGUACUUUGUGAUAUAACCCGCAGUGUUACUAACUCCAGGACAUGUAAUCAUGUUGAAUAUGAAGAUGAUAUUGUGUAAACAUGCAGAAUGUCUCCUCGCCACUGUAUGCGCACGUUUAAACUGUGAGACGCAGCUCGCGCCGAGCCGCGACAUGAUCUAUUAUGGGAUGUAAUCUUUUAGCUAUGACGUGACAAAGAACUAGCUGACAGUUUGCAUGUGCAUGUGUUUGGCUUCCAAUGAAGUAUUCUUACUAUUUUGUGCAAUGUCACACAGUAAUAUUAUUUAAAUACUGUCCUGUCCACACGGGAAGGGCGCUUCGGGUGAUCUGAAACUGCGUUUUUAGAAUCUGCCAAGGAAGACUAGUAAAACACUUUCGUUAGCACGAUGACGUUGCCUUACGUCACGUGACCAGAAAUGACCGGUCGUGUACUGCUAAAGCCAACAUCUCUGACUGCCGUAACCCCCCAGUCGACAUCCUCCUGAUAUUCUUUUGUUUUAUACUCCAAAGCGACUCGGAGGAGUAAUUCCACUUCGCCGUCAAGCGGAAGACGACAGACCUUAUACGCAUGCGUUCUUGUGUCGGGACACCAUUUUUUUUUCAUCCCGCUAAAAAAAACCAACAACCCGGAAGCGUCCCGUGUGGACCAGGCCAUUUUCAAAUCAUGAACAUUUACAGCUAAGCCUUUUUGAAUAAUAUUUGCUGAAUGUAUGUAGUGUGCUAACAAAUCAAAUGUGUUAAGCAACACAUUUUUAUAUGUAUAGAAAAAAACAACACAUGGGAGGUUUUCUGGGAAAAGGAGGACACUCAUGGCUCUGCGCGUCUGUUUUUCAUGUCCAUGAAAUGGCAUUCCAAAAUGUGCCUUAUUUUGUUAGUUAGGAAAACAUGUUAGUGCUGUCGAAUUUGAUGAAUAAAAGUCGUACUGAACGAUCA
This is a messenger RNA of Dunckerocampus dactyliophorus (ringed pipefish), 8903 nucleotides long. It is a transcript of the gene zcchc24, whose product is annotated as zinc finger, CCHC domain containing 24. The transcript has 4 exons. Gene Ontology annotation, molecular function: nucleic acid binding; zinc ion binding. Lineage: Eukaryota; Metazoa; Chordata; Actinopteri; Syngnathiformes; Syngnathidae. The record is from RefSeq and is a predicted model, not a curated record. The coding region runs from base 233 to 955 and encodes 240 amino acids.